UUUCUUCACACGCGUAACAAGUUUGUGGCAGAGAAAUAACACAAAAAACGCUGCGCAUCUUCGGGAGUUAGCAGGGAAUUGUUGUUUUAACUAAAUUAAGCUACUUAAAGUCCUCGACUGUUUGUGUUUGUGUUAGCUAGCCAACAUCGGCUAGCUAGCUCCCGUGCUAUGUAUGUAGUUAGCAUCAGCGUUUCAGAAGUUAAUACCUCAGAUCAAACACGUUAAUUGUGACUUGGUACCCGUUUAAUAAGAGCUGAGUGACUUUAAUAUUUUAAGGAACAUGUACAUAUUGUUCGUCAUUCAGUAUCAGAAGCGGUUUAGCUAGCAGCAUUAGCUAGUUAACGGUCACUCGGCUGCUAACGAGAAGCUAAUAGUAGUUACACUAUUAACGUCGUUAUCGGUAAAUGUAGCAGCGUCGCUAUUUCACCGGUGACUGCUGUGUGGUUUACGGGAACUGGUUAUUGUAUGAGAGAGUGGCGUUAUUAUUGCAAGAUAAAAUAAAGUUGACCACAAAGUUGUAGUUCAGGAUGGACAGCCGUUAACAGGUUAGAUGUAGAAACACACUGGAGGUUAAGCCGCUGUUACUCUUCACGAGCCGCUUCUGAAUCAGUUAGACACGCGUUGCCUUUUUAACUAACCUCGGUUGUCGACAGGCGUUUCACAUACUACGAGUUGCAUUUUAUUGACUUCUCUGUUUGAGUCAGGCCCAUGGCGUUAUUGUCUUAACGCCAUGUGUUAACCAGACACCUGUAGUGAUCCGGUGGCAUUGGCAUGAUCUAAAAUCAAUAUGCUCUCUUAUUGUUUACAGUGGAAACGAAGUUUUCAAUCUGACCGGCACAACGGACUCAGUUCUCCAGGUGAAACUAAGUGGACAACAUUAAAAGGCCUCCAUUGGACUUGGAUUUGUUCUUCUCUGUGCCAGGUUCAGACUGCACGGUCUAUGGCUCUGAUGGACAAACACAAACAAGUCAAGCGGCAGAGACUUGACCGCAUUUGUGAGGGUAUCCGACCCCCCAUCCUGAACGGGCCAAUGCACCCUCGGCCCCUGGUUGCCCUGCUGGACGGGCGCGACUGCACUGUGGAAAUGCCCAUCCUCAAAGAUGUGGCCACAGUGGCCUUCUGCGAUGCCCAGUCCACACAAGAGAUUCAUGAGAAGGUGCUCAAUGAGGCAGUUGCUGCCCUGCUCUACCACACCAUCACUCUGUCCAGAGAUGACUUGGAAAAGUUUAAAGGCCUUCGUGUUAUUGUCAGAAUUGGCUCGGGCUUCGACAACGUUGACAUCAAAGCAGCAGCCGAGCUAGGCAUUGCAGUCUGUAACGUGCCAGCAUCGUCUGUGGAGGAGACAGCCGACACUUCGCUAUGUCUGAUCCUCAACCUGUACAGGCGAGUCACCUGGAUGCACCAGGCCCUCAGGGAGGGAACCCGUGCCUCCAGUGUGGAGCAGAUCAGGGAGGUAGCUGGUGGUGCUGCUCGAAUCCGGGGUGAAACGCUGGGCAUUAUCGGUCUGGGGCGUGUUGGCCAAGCAGUGGCUCUGCGGUCUAAGGCCUUUGGAUUUGGCGUGAUUUUUUAUGACCCGUACCUGCCUGAUGGUGUGGAGCGUUCACUGGGCCUGCAGCGCAUGUCCACUCUGCAGGACCUGCUUAUCCACUCUGACUGCGUCUCCCUGCACUGCAGCCUCAACGAGCACAACCACCACCUCAUUAAUGACUUCACCAUCAAACAGAUGCGUCAGGGAGCCUUCCUGGUGAACACGUCAAGAGGCGGUCUGGUUGACGAGAAAGCACUGGCUCAGGCCUUGAAGGAGGGCCGGAUACGAGGGGCUGCCCUGGACGUCCAUGAGACGGAACCUUUCAGUUUUUCAACAGGCCCUCUGAAGGAUGCCCCCAAUUUAAUCUGCACCCCGCACACAUCCUGGUACAGCGAGCAGGCCUCCGUAGAGGCUCGCGAGGAGGCGGCCAGGGAGGUUCGCCGCGCCAUCACUGGGCGAAUCCCCGAUAGUCUGAAGAACUGCGUUAAUAAGGAGUAUCUGAUGGCAGCCUCUCAGUGGCCCAGUAUGGAGGCAGCCACUGUUCACCCAGAACUUAAUGGAGCCACUUACAGAUUUCCUCCAGGUCUGAUCAAUGUUGCAAUAGCAGGGGGUCUCCCAGGAGCUGGUGUAGGGGUUGAAAGCCUCGUUACAGGAACCCUGCCACACGGCAUCACCCCUGUCUCCCACCCCCCUCAUGCCCCGUCCCCUAAUAAGGCUGAAGCCGACAGAGACAUCCCCUCUGACCAAUAGCCCCCCUGCUGCCACCGGCACAUUCCGUCACCUCUGGAAACCCCCACCUCCCAGCACCAGACACAGCCCGCCCCUCCAGUACAUCGGCAGCGCCAGUUUGACCUGAUGUGGAUCUACCCAGUCUUGUUCCUCAGAUCACAUAACCAGCCCAGGAGUGACCUAGCCACAGCUAGCCCCAUCCCAUCCACACCCUCAGAACACACACACACACACACACACACAUCCCUCCAUCCCUGUCAUCGUCUCACCCACCCACCUGCCAUCCCCCUCUCCCUUUCACUCCCCUACAAUGUCAGCAAUAACUGUGUUCUCAAGGAUUCAAUGAUUGGAUUGGUUUAUAUCCUUAGUUGGCUGUUGUUUUAAUGGAAAGUUGCCCCGUUGUGGUUCUAGGUGUUAAUGUUUGUUUGUUUGUUUAAAAAAAAAAAAAAAAAGUGUAAAUGCAAAAUUAUAUAGCAUUUCUGACAUGAGGCUUUACAGUCUACUGCCUCCUGCAGUCCUCCUCUGACCAACUAGUAGAGAGGCACAUAGGCAGAAAGGUUGAAGCCCCCCUUUGUACAUUAAUGGCUCAUGUUACUGCUCUCUUCUUCUUUUUCUCUUUUUUUCUCCCCCCUCCACUUUUGUUGUGAUGUGGGCAAAUGUGUAAACCAGACAGAACCACAAACCGUACAACCUGUGCUCCCCACCAGGCGUCUAGCGGCCCCUCAGCUCUGUUUGGCCCUCAGCUCUCCUUGGCGCUGUCGUCCGCUGGCUCAGCAGAGGGAGCCGCAAUGCAGUCGGUGUGGAGUUCUAUCGGACUGUCACGUUUUUGAAUCUGCUCAGCUCCUACUCCAUAUGGUGAUACCCAACAUCCUUUGCCACCUUUUACUGCUGUGACCGUCUAGUUUUUGGACAGUCAACACUGUAUUUACACAUGCUUUGCCCCUUAUGAAUUGUUUUGUCACGAGACGAUAGCGUUGCAUGAGAGAGCGCCUGGGCAUGAAUUGUAUCUCAUGCUGGAGGUCUUCACAUCAUUUGCCCACAAAGAAUCUAAUGCAGCAGCUUUUUCUGGCUGUAUAAACGAGCAUGCCAGAAGCCUCGCCAGCAGAGGGCGCUGUCUGACUGCUCAGAGCUGUGUGCUGAGAGCGGCACACAGCUACUUCCAGUCACGGUUAGCUGUAGUGAUGAAAAACAUGAUCGCACACUGCCAACAUUCAGAACACAGGACGGGUGACCAGGGAUCGACGACCGCCUUAUUGUUGUAUAAGAUCUCACUGCAUCCCACCACCACCCACUCACCCUCCCUCCACUCUUCUCACACUGUCAUGGCCUACCCUACUCAUCUGCUCAUGAACCAGUAUGCAGCCACCAAUUCCUUUAAGCUUGAGGGAACCCUAAAGUUUAGUUUCCCUGUUGGAGCAAAGGCAUAGUGUUCUUGCAUGCUGGCUUUGUUAAUGACUGGUGUGUGGGGGGGGGAGGUGUGUGUGUGGAUACAUGACUGUGUGUGUGUGGAUACAUGACUGUGUGCGUAUAUGUUCCCUCACCCUGUUAUGAUAACAAGCUAUUGUCUUUCCAAAGGAAUAGUCCCUAGGAGUAACUCUUUAACGCUGUUGCCCUGGUGUCAAGGGAACACCUUUCUAGUACCUCAGUAACAGAUAUUGAAUGUACCGUGCAUACCCUUUUAUUUUUUGUACAGAUUUUCUAGAUACUUCUUUACUGUUUAUCAGAAGGGAUGUGAAAUUGUAGCAGUAAUGAUACAAUAAAAAAACAUUGCCCCAUGAACUGAAUUGACAAAAUCCUUUGAGGUUCGCUAUAGGUCACUGAAUACUCAGGCUUCGAAACCAAUGCGUAUCUUUUUGCCGGUUUCUUUUAUUUCUUCAUUGUGGAAAUGUCAGCACAACGCUUUCCCAUUCUUAGACCUCAGUCAGUCGUUAAUGUGUUUCCACCUCCGUCUUAUUGGCUAUUGAAAAAGAAGAAAAAACUAAUGGCGGUCGUUGUGGUUUGCUAGUUGUUUAAAAAAAAACUAGAGCAGUAGAAGUAGAUGCAGUUUUUUGUUUUGCUUCCCUCUUCAUCGUCAGGCUGCUCUAUCUAUAGUGCAUGUGAGGUAAUUUUUUAGGGGAUAUACUAUUGGCUUAAUGAAUUUGUGUCAUCUUGCUGUUUCCCUCUGCUCCUUGGCCUUUUCCCCCUCAGAGUGUUUUCAACACGCGUUGCCAUUUGUCGUGGUCAGUCUCCAGUGAUGUACAGUUUCCCCUCAGAGUCUAUGAGAGACAUGGAGCAUGUCUGUCCUGAGAUGCUAGGCUCCUCUGUCAUGUGAUGAGUAUAUAUUUUUAAAAAUUUCCCCCAUAGUUCGGAAUAUGAGAAUAAUAGUAAUCUUAAAAUGUUGCUGUUGAUGAUGAUGAUUAUAUAUAUAUAUAUUUUUCAGUUCAGCAGUGCACUGUUAUGAAAAGCAUUCUGUUUUAUUGUAGGAUUAAUCUUUAUGGAUAUGCUGUCUGUUCUACAUGUUGUACUGAAACAUUUCGGAGAAAAAACAAGAGAUCCCUCUACUGGUAAUUUUAAAUUUGUUUUAUUGGUCUUAUCCCAACUGUCUUUUCCAGCUGAUAUCCUCUGGGCCUUACUUAUUCUCUCCCUGUAAAAAUAGCUGUUAUAGAAAGUCGCCAUGGAACCACUCACUGCCUUAAUACAGUGGACCACAGUCGGUAGAGUCAGGAGACGCAUCCAGCUGAAAACAACGGGCCGCAAUCAGGGCUGCUCCGCAGAAAGCUCCUCACACCCUGACGGGCCUGAAUCUGCAGCCAGUUGCAUUUCAUUCUUCACUGAUGAACCUCGUUUCCCAGCGUGACGUCUCGCUGCGCAUUGAUAAGAUGUUAUGAUUUUCUUUUUUUUUACUUUGAACAAGUCAGCCCGGGCCUGUGUUUGUGUGGAGGCUAACAUAAGCACAGUGUGUAUGCUCAUAAAGCCACAGCUGAUAUUUCCCUCUUGGGUGUGAGAAUGCCCCCACCCACCAUCACUGGGGCUCUUAAAGCAUCUUUCACAGUGCUCCCACAGCCCCAGUGGGGCGGGGAGGGGGAGGGCACUGGUGUGGUCUGUCAAAAAAAGCUGAAAAUUACGAUGAGAAUCGGUCACUUUUUCUCUCUCAGGGUUCAAAUGCACACAUAUCCUCCAGCAGUCGCCCUCUUUCUCGUGUCCCAUGUACCAAGUUGUUUGCCCCAGAAUGUAGAACAGCCUCCUGCAUUUUUAGAAACCGCUCUCUCCCUGUUCCCCCUUUGUGCACAGGUCUGAACUUAUUUUUUUCUGAUUUGCUUUCUUUUGGCACUGAUAUCUAACCAUCUAACAAGGAAUGAAUGAAUGAAUGUGUGGAAUUGACUGUAAUGUUAAAUUUGGGAAAUGUAUUUUUACAACAUGUGAACAUUUUUUUCCACUCGGUGUGAAUUGAUUUUUUUUUUUUUCACCAGACUGCAAAAAAAAAAGAAGAAAAAAAAACCUUCUCCUGUAACUAGGCUCUUCAGCUUUAUUUUUGUUUUGUUUACUUUUUUAUUAGAAACAAUCAUGUUUGUGAUGGUAACUUCCGAUGGUAAACUCCACACCGUAUUUUAAUAAAAUCUUAAAAAUUAAA
Molecule: messenger RNA, 5867 nt
Organism: Pseudoliparis swirei
Lineage: Eukaryota; Metazoa; Chordata; Actinopteri; Perciformes; Liparidae
Gene: ctbp1
Product: C-terminal binding protein 1
Exons: 10
Coding region: 788-2278 (496 amino acids)
Molecular function (GO): NAD binding; transcription corepressor activity; oxidoreductase activity, acting on the CH-OH group of donors, NAD or NADP as acceptor
Source: RefSeq, a predicted model, not a curated record